This is a messenger RNA of Neurospora tetrasperma FGSC 2508, 213 nucleotides long. RefSeq lists its product as uncharacterized. The record is from RefSeq and is a predicted model, not a curated record. NCBI's taxonomy places the organism in Eukaryota, Fungi, Ascomycota, Sordariomycetes, Sordariales, Sordariaceae. The transcript has a single exon. The annotation marks the transcript as partial.
UUUUUCGCAGACUGGGAUCCCACCACCAGCUUAGCCGAGCAGGCCAAGAGGCUGGUAACAGACCGCCUGUGUCGGGGAAUCACCCUUGGACAGCUGCUGGACGACCAGCGUGAAUGCCUGCGGGGAAGCCCAACAAAAACAAUGCUGUGGUUGUUCCACAUGUUCAUGAUCAGAGAGAUCAAGAACCGAUUCGAUAUGGCCAGGCCUGAAUAA